AUGUCCGACUCCGAGAUUUACGGAUCGGACCCGUACGACAUCAACUUCAACUUCCCCCUCCACUCCGAGUCGCUCGAAAGCGAGCGAGUGCGUCUGACGCCGUUCAUCCCAUCCGUGCACGGCCAGCUCUACUGGGACAACGUCAGCGCGCACCACGACGAGCUCUUCCGGCACUACCCCAUCACACACGGCAGCCUCGCCGAGUUCCUCGCCUACGUGGAGAAAUACUACCGCCGGAACCCCGAGUUCGUCAUGUUCGCGAUCAUCGACAAGACACGAUGCGACGACGCGCACCCGGUGCUCGGCGGCGGGAGCAUGGCGGGCGUGAUUGCGCUGCUGCGCACGUCGCCUACGGAGCUUGUCACCGAGAUCGGAUAUGUGCUAGUCUUCCAGGCGUUCCAACGCACACAUGUCGCGGCGAAUGCGGUGGGAAUCCUGAUGCGAUACUGCCUCGAGCUGCCGAGCGCGUCGCCGCCGGGGCUGGGCUUGCGGAGGGUACAGUGGGUGGCGAGUCCGAACAACCAAGGCUCAAUACGACUGGCGCAGAAGAUGGGGUUCAAGUCGGAGGGCCUGAUGAAGUGGACCCGUGUCUUGCCGCAAGGAGUGGUGGAUACAAGGCCGUGUAGAGAAGGAGAUCCGUACUUUCCGAGGGGCGGAAUGGAUGGCUUCCUGAUGACAGUAUGCUGGGAUGACUGGGAGAGUGGCGAGAGAGAGACAGUGAAGAGAAUGAUAAACCGAUAG
Messenger RNA from Fibroporia radiculosa, 741 nucleotides. RefSeq lists its product as uncharacterized. Gene Ontology annotation, molecular function: protein N-terminal-serine acetyltransferase activity; protein-N-terminal-alanine acetyltransferase activity. NCBI's taxonomy places the organism in Eukaryota, Fungi, Basidiomycota, Agaricomycetes, Polyporales, Fibroporiaceae. The coding region runs from base 1 to 741 and encodes 246 amino acids. The record is from RefSeq and is a predicted model, not a curated record. The transcript has a single exon.